Phaethon lepturus (White-tailed tropicbird) is the source of this 282-nucleotide messenger RNA. Its product is annotated as protein lin-7 homolog A. Lineage: Eukaryota; Metazoa; Chordata; Aves; Phaethontiformes; Phaethontidae. Gene Ontology annotation, cellular component: MPP7-DLG1-LIN7 complex; synapse; cell-cell junction. The record is from RefSeq and is a predicted model, not a curated record. Gene Ontology annotation, molecular function: L27 domain binding. The annotation marks the transcript as partial. Gene Ontology annotation, biological process: neurotransmitter secretion; maintenance of epithelial cell apical/basal polarity; protein localization to basolateral plasma membrane. The transcript has 2 exons.
GUGUAUCAAUACAUGCAUGAAACCAUAACUGUUAAUGGCUGCCCCGAAUUCCGAGCCAGGGCCACUGCAAAGGCAACAGUUGCUGCUUUUGCUGCAAGCGAAGGCCAUUCACACCCGCGAGUGGUGGAGCUGCCAAAGACUGAUGAAGGCCUGGGCUUUAAUGUCAUGGGAGGAAAGGAACAAAAUUCACCUAUUUAUAUUUCUCGCAUCAUUCCUGGAGGAGUGGCAGAAAGGCAUGGAGGGCUCAAACGGGGGGACCAGCUGCUUUCGGUUAAUGGAGUG